This is a messenger RNA of Scutellospora calospora, 307 nucleotides long. The record is from the annotation of a GenBank genome assembly. NCBI's taxonomy places the organism in Eukaryota, Fungi, Glomeromycota, Glomeromycetes, Diversisporales, Gigasporaceae.
AAUGGCUAUAAGAGAAAAUAAUCUGUUGUUGAAGCAAGCUGCAAGGAGAGCUUUUUCACCACUUGAUCCUUUUAUAAGAGAUAUUGUAGAAAAAAAUUGUAUAAUUUCUAGGUCAGGGCUUAUAAAUCAACAUCAGAAAUUGGAUGCGAUCUUAGAAGAAAUCAAUAAGAUCUUAAAAACACUGAUACCACCUACACCACAACUACGUCACUGGAAAGUUGCUGCAAGAAAUUAUGAAAGUGUUCAAAAAAAAUAUAGUAGACUAAAAUCUAAAAGGCGUGAUGAAUUAUUGACCAUAUUAGAAGAG